UACAGCGAUGGCGGCUUCGCUGUCAGAGCGGCUUUUCUCGCUGGAGCUGCUCGUAGACUGGGUGCGUUUUGAAGCCGGGCUGCCGCCGCCGCCCGUAGUCCCGGCGGAGGAGCAGGAGGAGGAGGAGGCGUCGCCGCCGCGGUCGUCGCGCGGCCUGUGCCCCGCCGUGGCCUUCCGCCUGCUGGACUUCCCCACGCUGCUGGUUUACCCUCCCGGCGGCCCCGCCGCCCCCGCCCCGGAACUUCGGCCCGGCCUGGUCAGCUUCGGUCGCGGCAAGUCCUGUCUCUUCCGCCUGCAGCCCGCCACCCUGCACCGCCUGCUCCUUCGGACACCGCUUUACACCUUGCUGCUGCAGCUGCCCCCCAGGAGCCCGACCCCCGCCCCGCAGCUCCUGGGGGCCUGCAGCAUCUCUCUGGCCGCCGCGGCCCACAAGGUCCUGGGGCCCGCCGCCUCCGGCUGCUCCCAGGGUCAUCGGGGAAGUUUCCCUCUGCAAAACCUAGAGGGGGAGCGGAUUGGGCACAUUGCCCUGGGCUACCGCCUGACUGACCUGGGAAGCAGCUUGCUGGGCCAUCUGGAGAGGCCAGUCGCUUCCACAGGAGGUGGAGUGGAGGGUGUGGAGGUCAGUCCCCAAACCUUGCAGGAAAACCAGCAGCUUCGGCAGCCAGACUCAGAGCCAAGCCCAAGAGAUGCUGAUAAGCGUCUGGUGGAUGUAAAAAUCUCAAUGGCAGGGAAGGAUUUGAAGGAGGGAGUCUUCCACAGCAAGGCCAACUCUGAUUACAAGUUGGAGAAUGACAAAACCAACUCCAUUAUUUGUUCAAAGGGUAGCAGUGAGAGGAGUGUUAGCCCCCAAAAUCAGGAAGUCACAGAGUUAGACAUUGAAACCAACAUAAUUUGCCCUCCUCCUCUGUAUUACACUCAUGUGACCCAAGAAAAGACACCUCCUAAACAGGGUGAAAUCACUAUUGAGCCUCAAAUGAAUGCACCUGAGGAAUUGGAUGGUACUUUUCCGGAAGAAAAACUUGUAAAACCCCCAACACAUACUAGUCCUCCAGAACAUACAAAUUUUGCAACACAUGAGAGGCCUCCAGUGCUUAUACAUCCUGCACAUAUUCAGGAUGUAGGAGCAAGUAACCAAACUACUUACCAUCCUCAAACUGAACAAAAUAGGAUCAAUACUGUAAGGCAGCUGCCUUUGUUAAGUGCUUUGUUGGUUGAGUUGUCCUUGUUAUACAACCAACCUGUGGCAAGCCCUACUCAUAUACAUCCUCAUUUAGCCUGGUUAUAUAGAACUGAGGACAAGAAGUCACCAGAAUCUUCUGCCAAAUCCACUUGUAAAUCUGAAUCUAAAGAUAAGCUUUCUCUGGGGGAAAAUGAAAAAUCAGUGAGUCUUCAGUAUAAAAAGAACCAAACUGAAAAUCUUAAGAAAGGUAAAUAUUUUGAAAAGAAAGGUGGUGUCCCCCCCAAAAGAGUUCCAAGGGGGAAGCUACUUUAUGGCUUAACAAACACACUUAAGCUACGUUUAAAGCAAACAAAUCCUGAUAUGUUGAUAGUACACGAAAAGAGAGAACAGUAUAGAAAAACGCAAGCACAAAUGUUAGGUGCGAAACUCAGAAUUCCAUCAUCCAAAGUUAAGAUACUAAGUUUUGCAGAACAACAUCAGAAGCCACAUCAACCGCCUAAAGAUAAGUUUUUGGACUCAGAUGCAUCUUUUGCUGAAAAUAGCAAUACCUCAAAGCAAAUUAGUGUAGUUUUUGAUGACCCCAGCACAACUAAAGAAACUAAACUGAAAUGUGCAGCUGAAAAGACAGUUGAUGAUUUCCUGGAAGAAAUUGUGAGUCCUGCAAAUUCCAUUGUCUCAGGAAGGUUUAUUCAUACAAAUAUUUUGGGUGGAAGAGUGGAAGUGAAAGUCCAAAGUCCAGGUGAUUUCCAACGGGUCGCAGUAGUUGACAGAAUUGUAGUAGAUAAAGAAAUAGAUGAUAAACAGGUCAAAAUCACUUCUAACGACAUUCUUACUGCUGAUAUGAAUGAAAAUAAUCCAAGUACAAGUAGUUGCUCUGAAAGCAUCUCAGAACUAAAGUAUUCAGAUGACUUCACCAGUCCUUGCUGGUCUGAAGACACCAGCAGAGUUUUACAAACUCGUGAUAGCAGUCCAGGGACAGAAAAUCCAAAACAUAGUCAACAGACAAGCAAGUCCAGUGAAACAAGGUUGUCCAUAAGGAAAAAUAGCAGUGAAAAGAGUUCUAUUCUUAGCCCAUCUUUUUCAGCUGGAUCCCCAGUACUCUCAUAUAAAAGAUUUCAUAUUUCAAAGGCUCAAGAUAAAAGUUUGGAGGAAGCAUCUAAUAUCUCUACCAGUGAUUUCUCUUCCUCACACUGGACCGAGGAAAAAGAAAACCAGAGAGACCAAAAUAGUAUGCAUAAUUCUAAAGUUCUAAAGAGGAAUCAAGACAUCCCUACUAAACUUAAAACAAGAACAGGUUGCAAGUCCUCAGAAAAAAGCCAGUCACCUCGGACAUCUCAAGAUUCUACCAUUAAAUCUGACAAGAUUGAUCAUGGGAUCACCUUAUAACCCAGGUGGUGCAGUGGUUAAGAAUCCGACUGCCAAUGCAGGGGACACGGGUUCAAGCCCUGGUCUGGGAAGAUCCCACAUACUGCGGAGCAACUAAGCUCGUGCACCACAACUACUGAGCCUGCGCUAUAGAGCCCGUGAGCCACAACUACUGAAUCCCACGCACCUAGAGCCCGUGCUCCUCAACAAGAGAAGCCACUGCAGUGAGAAGCCUGCUCACCACAACAAAGAGUAGCCCCCGCUCGCCGCAACUAGAGAAAGCCCGCGCACAGCAACGAAGACCCAAUCCAGCCAAAAAUAAAUAAAUAAAUUCAUUUAAAAAAAGAAAAAGAAGCCCCACCUUCCAUCCAUGCCCUAUUGCCUGAUCCUCAACUAGAAGUGAGGAACCUGAUUACGUUAUAGAAAAGAAGAUAGAUUCUUGACAACUGUGAAGGCAGCAACAGGUAUGGCUCAUCAGAAGUAGGGUAGGUCAGAGGAGCUGCCUCGUGAACUUCCACACUCUUAGACACAUACACGAAUAGCCAUGGGUUAGCCUUCCUGGUGGGCAACCUAAAGAAUGAUCCAGCUGUACUUGAUGUCCCCUUAAAAAGGAGGGGCUCAGAGAAAUGUUAGUAGGGCUGGUUUCAUGGGAAUGCAGCCUAUGCAGUUGCAUAAACCCUGCUCUCAGAAGAGCCUCUCACUGGGUUUAAUGCUCUGCUAUUGUCAUCUUGAAAUUCUUAAUAAUUUUCUCUUUGCGCUUGUGUUUUUGAGUGAAGUCUAAUGAGACAGCAGUACAUCCAUAUUAGCAGGGGAGAUGUGCACCAUGUGUGUGUCCACCCCUGUUGCUUCCCACCCCACUCAUAGAUAGCUGUACGGCUUCCAUAGACAAUUACCUUCUACUCCGAAGGGCACUGCACAUGGCUUAAGGUUCUGUUAUCACUGUCUUGAAAUUCUUAACAAUUUUAUCUUUGUGUUGUGUAAACAUAGAAAUUCAAGUCUGAUGGGACAAUGGCACAUGGCCAUAAAUAUACAGCAUGUAUAUUUAUUGCUUUGCUGCCCUGUUUGCAUACAGUGUUCGUGGUACCCCAAAAGCACAAAAUUCCAUGGGACUCACUGCAUGUGGGAGCUCAGUGAGACUUAACACAAAUCAGGUGAGCGCAUUCCAUCUACAACUGGGCAGCCCCGAGAGGCAGGCUCUCUGUGUGAGCCAGAGCUGGCUUCACGCUCAGAAAGAAGGCAGUGCUGUUCCAAGAAGCAUGAAUGACCAAGGAACCCCAUCAUAUCUUCUCUCGCUCGUGUUACUUCCCUGUGUUAGCCAACCACCAAUGUUGAAAAUGAUGACACAGAAGGACAGAGAAAGAUAGAGCAACCCAGAGUUCCUUGUCCUUCCAGCUUUUCCUUAGUCAUCAGGAAGCCAGAGGUGGAGGGUGUUGGUAGGAUGUGCCGGUAUCAAGAAGUGAAAUAGAAUACUUGAGUUAGAUUAGUUGGGGCAACAUUUCCACUGUCUGUGUGCAUGCCAACAUUACAGGAUGCCAACUGUGUAAUUUUGAUGAUUCCACAUACAAGUAAAUGUUCUAUUCAUAUUUAAAACUGAUGUUGCACGAUAUAAAGAUGAACAGUAAAAAUUAUGUUAAUUGUUUAAGAUUUUAAUUUUUCUGUACUUUGAAAGAUAUUAAACAGUGAGGCAGAGUUCUAAAAUGACCCCCCAGUGACCUAUGCCCUUGUACAGUCCCUCCCUUUGCAUGUUGGCAGGACCUGUAGUUUGCUUCUAACUAAUAGAAUAUGACAGAGGUGAAAGAGUUUGGCACGUGUAAUUAAAGCCCCUAAUCACACAGGGAGAUCAGCUCGGUGCUUUGUGUCCACCUAGAGGGGUGGGAUAGGGAGGGUGGGAAGGAGACACAAGAGGGAGGGGAUAUGGGUAUGUAUGUAUACAUAUAGCUGAUUCACUUUGUUAUACAGCAGAAACCAACACACCAUUGUAAAGCAAUUAUACUCCAAUAAAGAUGUAAAAAAAUAAUAAAAAUAAAGACAUGGAAAAUUUUAAAAAGCCCCUGAUCAGUUAACUUUAAAGUAAAUCAAAGAUAAAUAAAUAACUAAAUAAAAUUUAAAAAUAAAGUAAAUCAAAGUGAGAUUACCCUAGGUGGGCCAUACCUAAUCAGGCAAACCCUUUAAAAGCAGUUAGAAGCCAGACACUCUUUCUUCUGCUGGCCUUCAAGAAACAAGCACCAUGAGUCCUGCAGCUGAAAAAACAAAAUACUUUGUGCCAACAACAGCGUGAGCUUGAAAGAGGAGGACUCAAACCUCAGAUGAGACCCCAGCCCUGGGCAACACCUGGACUGAAGCCUGUGAGACCCUGGGCAGAGGACGCAGCUAUACAUGCCUGGACUCCUGACCCACAGAUUCCAUGGGGUAGUGCACAGGUGUUGUUUGAAGUUGCUAAGUUUGGGGUAAUUUGUCAUGCAGCCAUAGAAAAAUUAAUACAAAUAGCCAAUAAAAACACUGAAAAGUUGAGAGGGAGACCUUGGAAGAAAGGGAAAAGCUUUAUAUUUUAGGCACUCCCAAUUUUUUGAACAAGUUCUGCAUUUUUACUUUUCACUGAGCCCCCCAGAUUCUGCAGCUGACCCUGGCUGUUACUCCAAGCUGGUAGAGGCACAGCCAAUGGCAUACAGUCUUUCUACUUGACUCUGCAAUGCACAUAGGCUUUAGCACAGCCUUUCUGGACAUUGCUGGUGUGUAUCAUACUUGAGAAUACCAUGUGGAGGCUAUAUAUUUCCUCUGUAGGAUCUGAAUAUUAUCUUUAAAUUUUUAAAUUUACAGUCUGAACUAAAAUGCCUACAUUUCACGCUAAUGAUAAAUUUGGCUUCUGGGCUUCCCUGGUGGCGCAGUGGUUGCGCGUCCGCCUGCCGAUGCAGGGAAACCGGGUUCGCGCCCCGGUCUGGGAGGAUCCCACAUGCCGCAGAGCGGCUGGGCCCGUGGGCCAUGGCCGCUGAGCCUGCGUGUCCGGAGCCUGUGCUCCGCAACGGGAGAGGCCGCAACAGAGGGAGGCCCGCAUACCACAAAAAAA
Physeter macrocephalus (sperm whale) is the source of this 5609-nucleotide messenger RNA. RefSeq names its product microtubule associated protein 10 (gene MAP10). Bases 8 to 2566 code for a protein of 852 amino acids. The transcript has 3 exons. Gene Ontology annotation, cellular component: mitotic spindle midzone; cytoplasmic microtubule; centrosome. Gene Ontology annotation, molecular function: microtubule binding. NCBI's taxonomy places the organism in Eukaryota, Metazoa, Chordata, Mammalia, Artiodactyla, Physeteridae. Gene Ontology annotation, biological process: cytoplasmic microtubule organization; positive regulation of cytokinesis; mitotic spindle midzone assembly. The record is from RefSeq and is a predicted model, not a curated record.